Messenger RNA from Linum trigynum, 4807 nucleotides. The record is from the annotation of a GenBank genome assembly. NCBI's taxonomy places the organism in Eukaryota, Viridiplantae, Streptophyta, Magnoliopsida, Malpighiales, Linaceae.
GUUCUCUCGAUACAAGGUCACAAUUCGUUCUCAAUUCUCUGUGUUUAGAUUUCGUUUACAUGUAGGUCAUUCGAGAAUUACACCCACCACCGCAGUAUACUAAAAAAAUACAAGCUUCAAUAUUUCUGUACACCCUCAAAAGAAACUAGGGAAGAAGAAUGAAUACUUGUGGCUAGGGGUACAAAUCACAAUGUACAACAUUGUUUUUUUUUCUUUUUCUUACAAGUUGUUUGUUUAAAGACACCAUGUCAUUAACUUUCCUAAUUCCAAGAGCCGUCCGUGAUUUUAACCUAACCAGGUUUGCACCUUCCCUCCCUUCUUCCUCGUUGAAACAGCCGAGAGACAGAAAUCAAGGUCACUGUCACUAACAACAAGCAAAUGAAAGAUCUUAACUUGCCAGAGUUUGCAAUUAACUACCCUCCCCCGCUUUCUUUCUUGUAAGUGUAAAACUGAGUGAGGGAGGGACCAUUUUUUUUUUCUUCUUCUUCUUCUUCUUCUUCUUCUUCCCUUUAUUGAUUUAAUCUUUAAAGUUUAAAUUAAACAGAGCGAAACGAAACAAAAAGCCUGUGGGCCCCACUCCGCCAAUAGCCAGAGGAGGAGGCCGACGUGGACUCCCCGAGAUCUCAACACGUAGCCAUUGAUUACCUCUUACGGACGCACCAGAUCAGAGAGCGCUUCCUCCAUUAAUUCACUACUUCCCCGCGCUGUGACUCUCUCUGCCUCUGUCAGUCUAUCGGUAUUUGAAUGUUCAAAAUCCUCACUCUCUCUCUAAAAACAACUAAACCUCCGCACAGCACGCACACCCACGUCUCUCUCUCUCUCUCUCUCCUCGCCGGACGCCGCCGGUGGCCGAACUUCUCUUCACUUCUAUUACUCGCCGCCUGCCGAAAUCCAUUUCCCCGCUCUUGUUCUUCUCAACCUGUUUUCUUAUUCCGUCCCGUCCCGUGUUCUGAUCAAGAUCUGGAAACCGAAUCUUUCGCCUACGAGGGAGGGAGGGAGGGAGGUCGCUUGACAGUUGAGCUCCAAUCUAGGGUUUUGUUUGUCCUCGGAUCCUUUUUUUCCCCCGCCUACUGCGGUACAGAUUAGAUCUCCACAUUUCUAUAUCACCACCCAAAAAAAAAAAAAAAAAAAAAUCUCUCCCUCUAAAUUUGAAACGUCUUUGACGAAUGAGUGAGAAAUGGAGGCGUUCUGGCUCAGGAGCAGCUCUUCUCAGAGGCUGAGACAAGGAACAGGAAACGGGCAAGACCAGAUACAGAGGAACUUCUCGAAACCGGCCUCUGAUUCGACUUCUUGGAGCGGUGAUACCACGGAUGAAGAUUCGUUCAAACGUGAAUUUGGGUUGAGAUAUUCAAAACAGGCCGUUGGAACACCAAUAAAAAGGCUACUGGCUGAGGAAAUGACGAGGGAAACCGAAUCCAAGAAAAAGUCGCCUAGCGUCAUUGCUAGAUUAAUGGGCCUGGAGGGUAUGCCAUCUCAGCCUUUAUCUCACAGACAAGAGAGGAGAUCUUCAGACAACUGUAUGAAGGGAACAGUCCCAGCAGUGAAGCCGCAUCAGAGAAGUAACGCAUCAAGCAGCCGUGGGUCAUCGAGGAAAAGCUCGAGGGAGGAGCAAGAGUUUAAAGAUGUCUACGAAGUCCUAGAAUCAUCUAGAAAGGGGGUUCAAGGUUCGUCUUUGCUAGGGUCUGCAAACUAUAAGAUGACAGAAGCUGAGAUGGCAUUCAUCCAGCAGAAGUUCAUGGAUGCUAAACGCCUCUCUACUGAUGGCAAGCUUCAUGAUUCGAAGGAAUUCCAUGAUACAAUCGAGGAUCUGAACUCAAACCAGGAUCUUUUGCUGAGAUUUCUUGAGCAGCCAGAUUCAAUGUUCACAAAGCAUCUCCAUGAACUGCAUGGUUCCAGUCCUAGUUCUCAUUCUGGUGGGAAUGUCCUAGUCUGCAACACAGAGAAGGAAACCUCAAGGAAGAGUAUGAAGACACCAUAUGAAGAACGUCGUCGUGAGCAUUCUUGCUUGAAACAAGGUGGUCACCAACGUUCAGGCAAGACGGCUAAAGUGCAAAUUGAGGGGAAAGAAGAUUCCUCAGCUCUUCCUACGAGGAUUGUAGUCCUAAAACCAAACAUUGGGCAAGUGCAAAACUCCGCCAAACCAAUCUCACCAUCAACUCUUUCUUCUCAUGGUUUACUUUUCGAUUCCAGUCGGGAUGGUGAACAUCCUUCAACAACCAGCAGUAGGGAGUCUGUAAAGAAGAAGCUGUCUGACAAUGUCAGACCUUCUAGAUACAGAUCUGGAGAGCCUAGAGAUAUUGCAAAGGAAGUUACUAGGCAUGUAAGAAACAGUUUUACAAGCAAUUCCAAUGCUUUUCCAAAUUCUAGGAUCAGGGGAUAUGCAGGGGAUGAGAGUUCAUCCUGCUGGUCCGAGUAUGAGUCAGCAAAUGAAUUGGAUGUGACAGUGGUCCCUUCUAGGCAUUCAUUUGAAUUGGGCGGUCAUCGGUACAAGGGUUCACCAUCCCGGUCCAAUGAAUCAUCUGUUAGCAGAGAGGCGAGGAAGAGACUUUCAGAAAGGUGGAAGAUGACUCAUAAAUCUGUGGACAUGGGAGUAGUCAGUAGGAGCAGCAGCACAUUAGGUGAGAUGCUUGCAAUCACUGAUCGGAAUGUGGCGUCAGCUUCUAAAUCAGGUUCUAUUGACAAACUUAGCAGCGGCCAUGGAUCACCAAACUUGGGUGAACCUUUGGGUAUUAGUAGUAGAGAUGGGUGGAAGGAUCCAUUCAUUAAAAGCCUGCCAAGAUCAAAGUCAGUACCUACUUCACCUGCUGGUGGUAUUGGAAGUCCUCAACUUGCUUCACACCGAAGGACAGUUUAUGAUGACAGCUACAGGACAGUCAGAGAGUUGAGAUCCCGUUCAAGAAGCAAGAUGGCCAAAGGUAAUCUUGGUCAGGGAGAAGGUUUAUCUUCUAGAACUUCAAGAUCUCGAAGUAGGAAAUCCCGUACUCUUGUAUAUACUUACAGCGAUGAUGGAGACACUUCUUCCCCAGAGUCCUCUUUCGGUUACCACAAUUUCUUGCACAAGAGCAUGUCACAGGAGAAUCCAAAUGGACAAUGUCGAUUGGUUCAGGAGGCUUCAGCCAGGGAAUUAGGAGGGUUACUUCAUGAAACUAAAAGCAUGGCUGUGGAUAUGGAUAUGGUAAUCGACUGUUCUACAUCAACCAGUUCAGAGUUACCAGCUGAUACGAUGGUAAAGGCAGAGACUUCUCACAGGGAGCUGGAAGAAUGUAGUUCACAGGAACCAACUCCUUGGCUAGAAAAGUGCUCAACCUCUACAGCCAAACCGAUAACGGAACCAGAAUCGUCAGCAAGCUCCAAGGAGACUGAUCAACCCAGCCCUGUAUCAGUUCUUGAAACUCCCUUCCCAGAUGACUCAUCUUCUGGCUCUGAUUGCUUCGAGAGUUUAAGUGCUGAUCUCCAAGGACUUCGGUUGCAACUCAAGUUACUGAAAUUAGAGUCAGAAUCAUAUGACGAGGGCCCCAUGCUCGUCUCCAGCGAUGAUGAAGACUCAGCUCCACAUUCACACCACAGGCAAUUACUACUAUCAGCCGAAGAAUGCAAGGAACUUAGCUACACAUCAGUUGUGUUACGAAGCUCUGGCAUUGAUGAUACAGAUCCCAGCACUUUCGCAGGGACAAUGCACUCUUCAGACUGCCCUGUAAGCCUGUCGGUGUUCGAGGAACUCGAGAAGAAAUAUAGCAGCAGCCAUGUGAGCUGGCCGAGGUCCGAGAGGCGGCUGCUUUUCGACCGAAUAAACACUGCGCUCGUGGCGAUAAACUUGGAGUUCAACGAUCCACAACCCUGGGUGGGGGUUCAAACGAAGAUCAGCUUGAAAUGGGAUAAGAGUGGGCUGAAAGAUAGGGUUAACGAGGUGCUCGAGAUCCGAGGAGGCGAGAAAGGUAACAAGGUGGCUGAAGAUGAAGUGCUGUCAGGGGAGCUGCAGUGGCUGGAUUUAGGAGGCGAGAUCGAUGCGAUCGGGAGAGAGAUCGAGAGAGGUUUAUUGGAGAAUUUGGUGAUAGAGCUUGUUGGAGCAGUGUAGAAAUGUUGCAGAGAUAAAUAAACUGAGCGUUUCAUUUUUCAGAGAAGGGAACAAGAGGAAGUAGCCAAUUAAUGUCGUAUAUAGUGAAUUGGAGGAUGCUUGCAGGCCUGCGAAGCAAAUGAUGCAGAAACUCUGAAAUGUGGAUCCGGUUAGCUUCCUACCGAUAGGCGAUAGGUUAUGUCGCCCUGCUCAUAAACUCUGUUGUUGUAGUUAGCUAAUCACCCGAGUAUGGUAAAGUAGCUAUCUUCAGCCGAAAUUUGACGACGAAUGACUGAUAUUCCAGAAAUGACUACUCUCUCCGACCGUAUUGCUUCGUGGUAAUAUCGUUAAUCACCUGCAUUAUAGCACAAAACUCAUCCGUAGUAAGAGAAAAUGACACCCCAAAUCAACGAAAAACUGCUUCUGUUGGGUUCUUUAUACAAUUAUACCUGUCCUCGUAUUGAUUGAUUUGCUUUUAUACAUGUCGAUUUCUCCGGACUUACUUACUAAAGGGUUGUUAGUUGAUUGUUUUGAGUUCUUGUUAGCCAAGCUAGGAGUACAUAAUAUAUACUUGCCGGUUUAAGUAGGCAUGUGAAGCAAAACUACCUGCAAUAGAGUUGAUCAAGAUGAAGAGAGAGCACUCUGCAAGUUGCAGUGAAUAAGUGAAGAAGAUGAAGCUAGCAAACAAGAGGCUGGACCGGCCUUCGUUUAACCCAGUCCUAAUUAACCAAGCAAUGAAGCCAAUCAGAUUAA